This is a messenger RNA of Fraxinus pennsylvanica, 483 nucleotides long. NCBI's taxonomy places the organism in Eukaryota, Viridiplantae, Streptophyta, Magnoliopsida, Lamiales, Oleaceae. The record is from the annotation of a GenBank genome assembly.
AUGAGUGGAAAAGAGUGGAGUUUGAAGGAGAAGAAGAUGGUGUUGGUGGCGGCAGAGGGAAAUCUGGUGCUGCUGGUGGAGUUAAUGGCAGAUUUUGGGUCGAAUACGCUAGAUAAAUCAGCUUUUGUUUUGAGCUCUGCUGGUGGAGUUAAUGGCGGCUUUACUGGUAUCAAUGUCGAAAGCCAGGGUGGCAGUGGUGGAGGAAGGCGUGAUUCCGGUACUUGUGGAAAUAGUGGAGGUGGGAACUCAAUGGCAGAAGGAGAUUGCAUUGUGUGCGAUGUUGGAAGAGGCGGAAGAAUGAGUGGAAAAGAGUGGAGUUCAAAGGAGAAGAAGAUGGUGCUGGUGGAGGCGGAGGGAAAUCUAGUGCUACUGGUGGAGUUAAUGGCAGAUUUUAGGUCGAAUACGGUAGAUAGAUUGGCUUUUGUUUUGAACUCUACUGGUGGAGUUAAUGGCGGCUUUACUGGUAUCAAUGUCGAAAGCUAG